Messenger RNA from Penicillium lagena, 1869 nucleotides. RefSeq lists its product as uncharacterized. NCBI's taxonomy places the organism in Eukaryota, Fungi, Ascomycota, Eurotiomycetes, Eurotiales, Aspergillaceae. Bases 1 to 1869 code for a protein of 622 amino acids. The transcript has a single exon. The record is from RefSeq and is a predicted model, not a curated record.
AUGUUCCCGUCGCUAGACCGGCCUGAGCCUUCCCAUCUGCGGUGGCAAUUCAUCGAUGCUUCGAAUAAUAGUCGGAGCAACCUGACCCAGGUGAAGAAGCAUGUGAUGCAGGAGUAUAUGAGACGCCGGGGAAAGAGUACUGGAUCACAUCGGAGUGAAAGCGAAGACGAUCCUCAACCUGCGCAGCGAGCAAACUGUGGACGACCCAGGAAGACUCUAAUUGCGAAACGCGAGGUCACCAAAGUUGACAAUGCUCCAGAAGAAGAUGAUGACGCCGACGUGGAGGAAAUCAAUCAAUCGACCUCUUGGAAUCCCUCGCUGGGUUACGAGGGUUCGAUUGCUCUGCCGUUCCGGGCGUCUCCUACCGAAGCGCAGGAAUCCAUCAUCUCAUACUCGGAUUAUAUAGACAACUCGUGGUCCUCUUUGCCUACACGAUCCCCGCGAACCAUCCUGAGCGCGGUGCGGACAGACCCCUUCAACUCUCUCCCCAUGAAGCUAGACCUAGAAGACGAGAAACUAUUCCAUUUCUAUGUCAGCGACAUGCCCGCCUGCUCAUACGGGUCGCAUUUCCGCUCCCCCAAAGCGCACAACUGGUAUACCCAGGUCUUCGUGCCCGAGGCCAUGAAGGGCGCCGUCGCUUUUCAGAACACCGUCCUCGUGCACGCAGCCAACACCUGGGCGUGGGUGCGCCAUGAAAGCGAAACCAAGAACACACUGCUACAUCGAGACCGCGCCGUCACGAUGCUGCGCGAGCACUUCCAAAACCACCCACACGACAUCUCCGACAUUUCCAUAAUAUCCUGUCUGAGCGCUGCAGCCCUCGAAGACUUUGAUCCUCGUCCGGGACACAAACAGACCAGCUGGAGGCAUAUGCGCGCUGCUCGCGAGAUGAUACGGGUCCGUGGCGGACCGGCUGCAUUCGAGAAUACCCGACUCGGGAUGCUGAUCAACUGGCAAGACUAUAUCCUGUCGGGGUAUGAAAGCCACGGCCCUAGCUUCUUCUUCGAGCGCGGCCCUCCCAUCUCCGUUGCAGCUGCUGAGCAGCAGCAGACUGCACCACCUCACCACCACCCUCUCGAUCUCCACGAUUCAAUACCAUCACCGCCACACUCCACCUCCUCCUCCCUAUCAGGAACCAAUCCAUCAUGCCUAGAGUUACCUCGCUCGCUACCUCAGAACCAGCUCCCAACAUCUCCAAUCGACGAAAUCCGGCCCCAAUGUGAAGAAUUUCUCUACUUCCUCCGUCGCGCUGAACAACUUGCCCUCUACCAACAACAUAAGUUAUCCUCCUGCUCUCCAACCCGGCGUACAGCAAUCCAAGAAACAUCCGUCCUAUACCAGAUCCUCGCUGCACCCCCGGGAGCCCGCUUCACAGCCUCAGGAAAUCGCAUACAAAUGAUCGCCCGUAUGACAGCUCUAAUAAUGCUCAACGCCGCACUCUGGGACUACCGCUACACGCCGUCCCGCGGGGCCAUUUUCCUAAAUACGCUGGAGCAGGCUAUGAUAAAUAGUGAAGUGAACGUGAGCGGCUCCGUCGAGGCAUUCCUACAAAUCCUGUUAGAGUGCAACGAUGGCUUUCCUGACUUUUUUAUCGAUGAUGAAGGUGGCAACGUGCCGGAUUUCUCGCAGUACUCGCCUACUGCGACAUCCUGUGCCGCGCGGCCCUGGUGGGUGGGUAGGAUGCUCAAGGUUGCGAAGCGGUUAAGUGCAGAUUCGUGGCAUCGUCUAGCGGCUUUGCUGUUUGCGUGUCUUACGCUCGGUGUGAGAGACUCGGCGGUUUAUGUUUGGGAGGAGGAUCUGAGGUGUGAGAUUUUGGAAGCGCCUUUGACGUGCUAUGUUAUGCCCUCGUUGACCGAGUCACUCAAAUGA